CUUUUUUGUAUACGACACCAUUAAAGCAUUUGAUUGACAGUGGGGUGAUAAUUGCUUAGUCAUUAGUCUAGGAUCUAAUGAUUAUGGUUUUCAUAAGUUUGGCGGUAUACUGCCUUUAUCAUUUCAACUGAGUGCUGGCAGAGUUGUGAAGGUGGUUGACACUUUCCGGCUGCCCAUAUCAUGGAAGGCUAGGCCUUCUUAAGGCACCUGAAAAAGGAGGGUUAGUAGGUGGUCUCAGAGAUUAGGGGACAUUUGCUAGAGGCCGGCCACGUACGGCCUUUUUGAUGCCACGACAAUUGACCUGUAUUAUGGAAGGUGUGGUAGAAACACUGAAAACAGACGCAGAGACAACAACGGACAUGCUCACACCACUACUGCAGAAGGUCUGGAAGGAAGGGAAGGUACCGGCAGAUUGGAAAAAGGGCUAUCUUGUCAAACUGCCGAAGAAGAGCGACCUAAGUGUUUGCAAGAACUGGUGCGGAAUCACGCUCCUGUCCACCCCAAUCAAAAUACUAAGCCGCAUCAUCUUGAAGAGACUAAAGGAUGCUCUGGAUUCAAAACUACCACCGGAACAGGCUGGCUUCAGGAAGUACAAAUCAUGCGCAGACCAAAUUGCAACGCUUUGCAUCAUCAGAGAACAGAGCACAGAAUGGCAAUCAGCUCUCUACCUCAACUUUAUCGACUUUGAGAAGGCCCUUGACAGCGUUGACCGAGAGGUAAUUUGGAAACUACUUCAUUACUACGGAGUACCACAAACCUUCAUCAGCCUCAUUCAACAACUAUAUGAAGAUGGCACAUGCCAAGUAAUUCACAAUGGAAAGCAAAAUGAUGCCUUUGGAGUGAAGACAGAAGUAAAACAAAGCUACCUACUAUCACCCAUGAUAUUCUUGAUUGUGGUCGACUGGAUCAUGCAACAAACAGUAGGGAGCGAGAAGAGAGGGAUACGCUGGACCGCGGAAAAGAUCCCAGAAGACUAGGAUUUCGCCGAUGACUUGUGUCUGAUGUCACAUAAACUGGAAGAUCUACAGGCGAAAACUGACAAGUUGACAGAAGAGGCAGGCAGGGCAGCAAAGACAGGAUUUCAAGUGAAUAAAGAGAAGACAGAGGUGAUGAAGAUACCCAGCCAACAAGAACAACAAACUCCAAUCACCAUCAACGGGAGAAACUUAAAGGAAGUAGUCUCUUUCACCUAUCUA
Messenger RNA from Heterobilharzia americana, 1196 nucleotides. The record is from the annotation of a GenBank genome assembly. Lineage: Eukaryota; Metazoa; Platyhelminthes; Trematoda; Strigeidida; Schistosomatidae.